GUGGGUUUUGAAAAAAGAAAAUACAAUCAAAAGAAUACGUCUGAUAAAUAAAACACAAUGCUAUUCGCCAUAUCAACGCUUACGAUUUUCUUAUCAUUGUCAACUCCAUCAAUAUUUUUGAAACUGAGCCCAUUAAGCGACAAGUAUUUCUUUUCGUAUUCUGAAAAAACUUACCAACAUGCAUGGUUAGACUGCGAAACCAAUGGACUUAGACUGGCAGCUAUACAAAACAACCAACAGCAAUCUGACUUAUUUAACGCUCUCGCGAAGCAAGGCCUCUAUACCACGGGAUACUGGAUAGAUGGCGUUUUGUCGAGGCAAGACAUGAAAUACUAUUGGUUACGAAACGCAACCGAAGUCAAGUAUACCCUUUGGGGAACAGGUCAGCCUCAGACUCGGCAAUCUAAACAACUUUGCGUGAAGUUGGGCAAUUUUUAUAAAUAUAAUGAACCUUAUAAGUUUCAGCUAGAAGACUGCACUUUUUGGCUUUCUUAUAUCUGCGAAAGGACAGACUUGUAACAAUGGAUUCUGUUAAAAUAAACUUGAGUCUCGUACAU
Molecule: messenger RNA, 557 nt
Organism: Cylas formicarius (sweet potato weevil)
Lineage: Eukaryota; Metazoa; Arthropoda; Insecta; Coleoptera; Brentidae
Product: perlucin-like protein
Exons: 3
Coding region: 58-519 (153 amino acids)
Source: RefSeq, a predicted model, not a curated record